AUGGCGUCUGAUGCUUCCCAAGUUGCUGAGGUGGCAUCUAUUGCCUCCCCAAUAAACUUCAUCCUCCUCUCUCUUUUCGUUGUGGUUGUAUACAUGCAAUUCCGGCCGAAGUCUGCGGUAGCUCUACCCGAAGAGCCAGCUCCGGUUGUAUUCCGCACCUUUACACCAACGACUUUACUGGAAUUUGAUGGGAGGAAUAACAAGCCUGUCUACCUUGCGGUUCGCGGCAGGGUUUUCGACGUUAGCGCUGGGAGGAAUUUCUACGGACCGGGCGGACCGUACGAGAACUUUGCCGGCCGCGAUGCAUCCCGCGGACUUGCCUGUCAGAGCUUUGACGAGGAAAUGCUCACGAAAGACCUUAACGGACCGCUGGAUGAUCUCCAGGGACUGGACGAAGAACAGCUGGAGAACCUAACGGGUUGGGAAGAAAGAUUUCUCGAAAAGUAUUUGAUUGUAGGAAAAUUGGUUGCAGAAGGUGAUACAGAUACCGCUAAAUGA
Ophidiomyces ophidiicola is the source of this 498-nucleotide messenger RNA. It is a transcript of the gene DAP1, whose product is annotated as Dihydrodipicolinate synthase. Bases 1 to 498 code for a protein of 165 amino acids. Gene Ontology annotation, cellular component: membrane; endomembrane system. The transcript is spliced from 4 exons. Lineage: Eukaryota; Fungi; Ascomycota; Eurotiomycetes; Onygenales; Onygenaceae. The record is from RefSeq and is a predicted model, not a curated record.